AUGUUCAGCUUGUCUUGGGUACUGGCGUCAGCUCAGCACCCUCAAGGGAAGCAGGGUUUGCUAGCUUCUCUUCUAUGUAUAGCUUGCAUAGUUGUCCAAGCAUAUUGUGUAUCAGUUAGCCAUUCAAUAGUUCUUAUGCUCUCCCUCUGGAUAUCUGUGUUUGCUUUAUGUUCGAUGUUAUCCGCUUUAUACUCAAUGACUAUUACUCACAAGCCUAUGCAAAAAUUUAGUUAUGGUUUAGCUCGAGUACCAGUAUUGGCAGUGUUCAGUACAACGGUCCUCGCUCAAUUGUUUUCCAUCUUUCUCUCAAAAGAGUCGUUUGAGCACCUUUUGGCUCCAGAUCAUCAUGGUUCGCAUGAUACUAAUGCAGCUCAUGAACAUGAAGGAGAUGAUAUAGGAGCAUGGCCAUAUUAUAUCGGAGCUUUCAGUUCAAGUAUUGCUCUCCUGUUAUCAGCAUAUUCUUUGAAAAAUCAGCCAUUCCAGCACGUACUCACCUCUGCUUCUAGUUCUAGUCUCCAAGAGCAUGCUGCUGAUUUAUCUCAAGCCGUUUGUUGGCUCAUUCCAGGGCUCUCUAGAUUGUUACUUCCUCGAAUUAAUGCUAUGGUGCUCUUGGCUGGUUGCACAACUACACUUCUUUUACUCUGUGAGCACUUCAGACAUGAUUUUGCUUGGUCUGAUCCUGUAUGUUGCUUGAUACUAUCAAUCGCCGUCUUCUCAACUAUGUAUCCAUUGUCUACAUACACUGGAAUGAUCCUUCUCCAAACUGCACCACCUCAUUUACUUAAUCAGUUGGACAGAGCUAUUUCGGAAGCUUCUAUUAUCGAUGGCAUUCUUGAAAUUCGAGCUGGUCAUUUCUGGCAGCUUGAUUUUUCUCAACUGAUUGGAACGAUCGACGCCAGAGUACGAAGAGAUGCUGAUGAGCAACGAGUUCUCACUUUAGUCACGGAGAAGCUGUCAUCGAUUGUGAACGUGCUUACUGUACAAGUUGUUAAAGAUGCCUCUUCCUGGCAAGCUGUGAGUACUGCUCCCCAUGAGUCUUCCCAAUGCACGGAUCAUCACGACGCCAGUACUCACCAUGGACAUGGACAUAGCCAUGAUGAAGGAAGUCAUGGACACAGUAGUCAUGGACAUUCUCAUGAUGGAGGAAAUCAUUCCCAUGAUCACAACAAUCAUGGACACGGUUAUUCAAGCCCAGCUCCCCCAACUGCUGCUUUCAAUAUUCCUCCUCCACAACAGCCGCCAAACUCAUACGGUCACCAUGGGCAUAGCCAUGAUGAGGUCACGUAUCACUAA
This is a messenger RNA of Auanema sp. JU1783, 1293 nucleotides long. The record is from the annotation of a GenBank genome assembly. Lineage: Eukaryota; Metazoa; Nematoda; Chromadorea; Rhabditida; Rhabditidae.